AUUGUAAUUCAAAACAAAUACGGAGUAAAAACAUUUUUAGAACAUUUAAUCAGAUGGUCACAAAUCAAAUCUCUUUCACAAAUUAAGUCGCUCGCUUCUCCGGCUCAGCGCGGUACCGUUGGCACCGUUGCAGCGCGGCCACACGCUCGUUGGAUGUUGGGACCUCGGCUGAGUCGGCUCCUCAGUCCUUGCGACCAAGCCGACUGAGUCCUCUCUCAUCGCCUUCUCCGUUAUCUUGGGACUCCCGGCCGACGAAUUCAGAGAAAAUGGAAGGAGGAAGGAGUAGCAGUAUUACGAUUGGGAGAUACAAUUAUGUACAUGAUGUUGGUAAAGGGCCCACUGAAGCCAUAGAUGUCCACCAUGUCAUGCUUCCAAGAAAUGCUUUACCCAAUGCUUCAAUUUUACUCACAUUUCUCCUCCUCUCAGCCUACAUCUGCUCUCUAUUUGUACUGCAGGUCAGGUCUAGUGCUGCUCUUCUUUACAGCUUUCUUGUUGUGGCAUCGCUCAUCUGGAUUUAUCGAAAGCUAGUUGUCAGAGAGUCUGUGAUAAUUUUUCCUGCUUUUGGAGUUCAGAUUGAGACUCAGUACCAAAGCGGGAGAAUCGUUCGACGCUUUGUUCCUACUUGCAAGAUCAUGAAACCUGUGCUGAAUGAAUGUGUGACCCCCAUUACUUGUUACUGGACCCUCUCUCUGAUUAUUCAUGGAGAAGAGGAUCUUCUUUUAGUUUUCAAGGUGUUACGGCCUUCUGCAAAAAUUUUGGUUCCUAUUUGGAAGGCUUUAUGUGCUUGCGUUGAAUGUGGAGAAGGAAAGGAGCCAGUGUAGGAAACAUGACACUGCUCUCCAAGAUGGAUCCUCUGUUUCAUGCUCUACGGCUAUUAACACAUUCUUUAGUUCGUCAAGAACGAAGCUUCUCUUUUUUGUGCACAUACAAAGAUAUCUUAGCUUCAAUCUGAGUAUGGGUUAGUUAUUCUCCCUGUCUUUGCAAAUCAAAGUGAAGGGGCAUCAUCAUCAUCAUCAUCAUUUACUAACUAUCUAGCUACUAUUAGUGUUAGAAACCAUAAAAUUGAGUACAUUGCUCUAAUUUUGACUACGCAGUGAGUAACAUCAUAAACAUACCUACAUACCAUGUCUAUGAAAUUGGAAAAAAAUUAUAUAAAUUAAAAAAGAAAAUGACUUCCAGAGUUCCAGAGCAGAGGUAGGAUGGCCGAUGGCGGAAGCAGCCAUUGAUGCCAUAGGUGUAUGAAACCAACUUUAUUUUUGAGUAACAUAACAAUAGUUUUGUGAUUGACUUUAUUUCAAACUGGUGUUCUUGACUUCUUGUACUUUGUGAGUUGGUGAUAUUUUGCAAUCAUGAAACUCCA
Cuscuta epithymum is the source of this 1360-nucleotide messenger RNA. The record is from the annotation of a GenBank genome assembly. Lineage: Eukaryota; Viridiplantae; Streptophyta; Magnoliopsida; Solanales; Convolvulaceae.